Molecule: messenger RNA, 1630 nt
Organism: Lycium ferocissimum
Lineage: Eukaryota; Viridiplantae; Streptophyta; Magnoliopsida; Solanales; Solanaceae
Product: probable inactive leucine-rich repeat receptor-like protein kinase At3g03770
Exons: 7
Biological process (GO): protein phosphorylation
Molecular function (GO): ATP binding; protein kinase activity
Source: RefSeq, a predicted model, not a curated record
UUUGGACCGAAAUUUCCUCAACUUGGAAGCAAAAUUGAAAGCAUUGCUCUGAGGAAUAAUAAGUUCACUGCAAGCAUUCCAGAGAAAGUUCAGUCCUAUUAUCAGCUUGAACAUUUUGAUAUUUCUUCCAACAACUUUGUGGGGCCAUUUCCUCCAUCGUUAAUAUCUUUGUCAUCCAUCACAUAUCUGAAUGUUGCAGGAAACAAGUUAACGGGAAUGCUUUUUGAAGAUAAUCCAUGCAACACUGCAUUAGAUUUUGUUGAUCUGUCUGCUAAUCUGUUGACAGGAACAUCACCUAGUUGCCUUCUGUCUAGUUCUAGGAACAGGAUUGUGCAUUUUUCCAAUAACUGCUUAGCCACCGGAGAUGGUACUCAACAUCCAUUGUCUUUUUGCCGGAAUGAGGCUUUGGCUGUUGGUGUCUUACCUCAUCAUCAAAGACAAAAACCUUCUUCUAAAUUGAUUCUUGCCUUGAUCAUAUGUGGUAGCAUCACUGGUGGAGUCAUACUAGUAUGCCUCACCAUCUUCAUUGUCAAAUCUUUUCUUGCAAAGAAGGCUGCCCAGAAAACCCCAACCAGAUUCAUUUCAGAAGAUGCAUCAUCUUCAUAUACCUCCAAGUUAUUCACAGAUGCAAGAUACAUUACUCAAGCAAUGAAGCUAGGAGCACUUAGUCUUCCAUCUUAUAGAACCUUCUCUCUAGAAGAACUUGAGGUGGCUACGAACAACUUUGAUACAGCAACUUUUAUGGACGAAAUUUCUAAUGGCCAGAUGUACAGAGGCCAGAUGAGGGAUGGUUCAUAUGUUACCAUUAGAUGCCUGAAAAUGAAAAGAAGCACCACUACUCAAAAUUUUAUGCAUCACAUAGAGUUGAUAUCCAAGUUCAGACACCAGCAUUUGGUCAGUUCUCUUGGACACUGCUUUGAGUGUUACUUGGAUGAUUCAAGUGUUAGCAGAAUAUUUCUCGUCUUUGAAUACGUACCUAAUGGGACCCUAAGGAGCUGGAUUUCUGAUAAACAUGCUAGACGGAAACUAACUUGGACGCAACGUAUAGCAGCUGCUACAGGGGUAGCAAAGGGCCUACAAUUCUUGCAUAAUGGAAUUAUCCCUGGGCUUUUUUCAAAUAAUUUGAAGAUAACAGAUAUCUUGCUGGAUCAGAACCUUGUUGCAAAAAUUGGCAGCUACAAUUUACCUAUUCUGUCUGAGAAUGUUGGAAAGGAAUACUAUCAAACUUUUCCCGUUCGUUAUAACCAGAGGGAAAAAUAUGAUGAGAAGUUGGAUGUGUAUGACUUUGGAGUUAUACUGUUGGAAAUCAUUACGGGGACGCAGAUAAAUACCAAAAGUGAUGUCCUAGUUCUACAAAAUCAGUUGCAAGUAAGCAUAAUGGGCAAUGAAGCAUCAAGAAAGAAUGUGGUCGAUGGAGCAAUAAGAAGUUCAUGCUCGGGUGAAUCAUUGAAGACAAUGAUAGAGAUGUGCUGCAGGUGUUUGUACGAAGAUCCGGUGGACAGGCCUUCGAUGGAGGAUGUGCUAUGGAAUUUGCAGUUUGCAGCUCAAGUUCAGGAUGAUUCUGAUGUCUCUCCAAUUUCACCUCUACAACCUUCAGGCCAACUCGUCAUUCAAUAGAAACCAUGUCAAU